Molecule: messenger RNA, 2468 nt
Organism: Clupea harengus (Atlantic herring)
Lineage: Eukaryota; Metazoa; Chordata; Actinopteri; Clupeiformes; Clupeidae
Product: zinc-binding protein A33-like
Exons: 5
Coding region: 231-1571 (446 amino acids)
Molecular function (GO): zinc ion binding; protein binding
Source: RefSeq, a predicted model, not a curated record
GAAGUGAACUUGAGAGACAUGUUGCUGUUCAGUUCCAUUUGACACAUUGUCCUAACAAAGAAUAUGCUAUCUAUAUGGGAAAGGAUCAUAAACAGGAAACAGUAGCUGCGAAGACUGGAAUAUUGUCUUGAAGACUUGUCUCGUUUAAUUUUAGUGAGUGUUCUGAUUCAGACUGACACAAGUUUUUAGUGAAAGUGAAAGGAGAGACUGUCAGGCAACUACCAGAGAAAAUGGCGUCCAAGUCCUUUUCAGAAGAGGAUUUCUCCUGUCCUGUGUGUUGUGAAAUCUUCAAGAAUCCCGUUCUUCUAACAUGUAGUCACAGUGUGUGUAAAGUCUGCUUACAGACGUUCUGGGAGACUAAAGGAUCCAGGGAAUGUCCAAUCUGCAGGAGAAGAUCCUCGAAAUCUGAACCUCCAUGUAACCUGCAUCUAAAGAAUCUGUGUGAGAGUUUCCAACAGGAAAAAAAUCUGAGAGAUCCAUUCUGCAGUCUGCACCGUUCUGAACUCAAGCUUUUCUGUGAAGAUGAUAAACAGCCUGUGUGUGUGGUGUGUCGAGACUCAAAACUCCACAAGAACCACAACUUCAGUCCUAUCAGUGAAGCAGCACUUGAGCGUAAGGAAGAACUGAAGAUCAAACUGCAGCCCUUACAGAAGAAGCUGGACAACUUUAAACAAGUUAAAACUACCAGUGAUAAAACUUCCCAACACAUAAGAGUCCAGGCCCAACACACAGAGAGGCAGAUCAAGGAGGAGUUUGAGAACCUUCACCAGUUUCUACGAGAUGAAGAGGCAGACCGGUUAGCUGCACUGAGGGAGGAAGAGGAGCAGAAGAGUCAGAUGAUGAAGGAGAAGAUUGAGAAGAUGAGCAGAGAGAUCUCAUCUCUUUCAGACACAAUCAGAGCCAUAGAGGAGGAGAUGGGAGCUGAUGACAUCACAUUUCUGCAGGAGAGGGUUUCAGGACCUCUGAUCAAUGUGGCAAAACACCUGGGCAACCUGAAGUUCAGAGUCUGGGAGAAGAUUAAGGAGAUUGUUCAAUACACUCCUGUGACUCUGGAUCCCAACACUGCACACCCACAACUCAUCCUGUGUGAGGAUCUGACCAGUGUGAGACUCAGUGAUGAGACACAGCAGCUUCCUGAUAACCCAGAGAGAUUUGAUAAGUAUCCCUGUGUCCUGGGCUCUGAGGGCUUUAACUCAGGGACACACUGCUGGGAAGUGGAGGUUGGGGACAGUAAUUACUGGCACCUGGGAGUGAAGACAGAGUCUAGUCAGAGGAAGGGAGUGGGUUUCAUCACUGGAAUCUGGCGUGUGGUUCAUAAUAGUGGUGCAUAUGGAGCACGCUCUCCAUCCCACCCAGACACUCGCCUCACAUUGAAGCAGAAACCCCAGAGGAUCAGAGUGCAGCUGGACUGGGACAGAGGAAAACUGUCAUUCACUGACCCUGAUGAUAACACACACCUGUACACUUUUACACACACUUUAACUGAGAGAGUAUUUCCAUUCUUUUUGACUUAUUCACCUCUGAGGAUCUUACCAGUGAAGGCUGCAGUAACAGUAGAGCAGCUCAGUUAGAGUUCAGACACCUGCUGCAGUUCAUCACUGAACACUGAUGAUCAGGCAACAUUUUUAUUUUUGCAAUUAUUCUGGCAGCACAACACAAUUUAUUCACAUAGAAAAAUGCAUUGGUGAUAUACAUGCCAAUGAUUCAUCUGAAGUUGUGGUGGUUAUUAUAUUUCAUAGUUAUUGUAUUUUCAUGGGGAAUGCAAGAAGUAAUCUGGUCAAUUCAGCACUUCAUUCUGAUGAUUGGUUAUGGAGGAGAUGGGACAGGAAUUUCUCCUUAUUUUUUAGACUUUUCAUGAAAUGACUAGUUUUUAGAAAACUCUACUAUGAUGGGCACCUCUUGCCUAAUAACCUGAUAUCUUCAUAACUGAAGAUGAGUUUAUAAUGAUGAUUGGCUCAAAGAUUAUGUUUCAGAUCAAAAUAAUUUUUUAUAUUAUAGAUAGGUCCGGUUCUCAUUCAAAUUAAUUAAUAAUCGGUGCCAUGUUAAUUAUAUAUGCAAUCUAGAAUAUUCCAUAAUCUUUGUCAUGUCAUUUAUAUCUGUAAUCUAGAAUAUUCCGUAACUGUCUAAUAGAAGCUGGUGACAUAGACAUCACCCUCUAUCCACACUCACCAUUCCACAUCUCCCAGUUUCUGAUCACUGACUCCACCCACAUCAUCACACACCUGAAAGCCAUUAUGGACUCAGUAAGUCACUGAAUAAGUACCUGUGUCACCUGUUAUGACACCACUAUUCAAGUCUUCUUCCUGGCUGAGCAUCCCUGGUAGUUCCGAUACUCACCUGUGUCUGCCUCUCCCUUUACUGAUUUUAACUGAGCCUUUUGAUGAACCUGUUUUCCUGUGUACUGGUCUCCUGUGUCAUUGCCUUUCAUGAGUGUGCACCAUUGUAAAGAAUAAACCUUGUUCCUUAUC